AGGCCCACCGCAGGCUUCACGUAGCGGAUCAUUUCUCAUAGCACAUCCGCCCUCCCUCGACGGAGAGAAGAAGAAGAAGGGAAGAAGGAAGAAGAAGGAGGAGGAAGAAGAACUCGCAGAGGCUUCAAUUCAGGUCCCCGACCUCCGCUUGCUUCUGCGUCUGUUCCAUCGGUGGUUCGAAUGGUCAAGAAGCGAGUGCCUGAUUGGCUUAACAACUCGCUCUGGUCCUCGAGGCCCCCGCCCGACGAUGAGCGCAUCCUCCGGUACGCUGACCCCGACCCGCCUGCAGAGCCUCCGGCGCCGGCCGCCCCUGCCCCGGACCCUCCUAGGCCGGAGCCUGAUGAUUCCAGGAGACGCGCAAAUGACGAUGAAAACGGAGUUUCCGAAAGCCCUUCCGCCGAGGAAAUCUCGCGACAGUCUCAGCUCUUGACGGAGCUGUCGAGUAAGGUGAUAAACAUGCGUGAGUUGAGGAGAAUUGCGUCCCUGGGAAUACCGGAUGGUGCCGGGAUUCGUCCAGUGGUGUGGAAGCUUUUGCUGGGGUAUUUGCCCCCAGAUCGUGCGCUUUGGCUGUCUGAACUUGCCAAGAAGAGAUCACAGUACAAAAACUUCAAGACAGAGCUUUUGAUGAAUCCUUCAGAAAUCACAAGGAGGUUGGAAAAAUCCACAAGUGGUGACAAUGAUGAGUCAAAAUGUCAAAUUAGAGGUGUGCUUAGACGAUCAGGACUAACUCAUGGGGAGCAUCCAUUGAGCCUUGGGAAGAGCAGCAUCUGGAAUCAGUUCUUUCAGGAUGCAGAGAUUAUUGAACAGAUUGAUAGGGAUGUCAAACGUACUCAUCCAGACAUGCCUUUCUUCUCUGGAGAUUCACAAUAUGCAAAAUCCAAUCAGGAGGCUCUAAGGAGUAUUCUGAUUGUAUUUGCAAAGUUAAAUCCUGGCAUAAGAUAUGUCCAAGGAAUGAAUGAGGUUUUGGCUCCACUAUUCUAUGUAUUCAGAAACGAUACUGAUCUAGAUAAUGCGAGAGCAGCUGAGGCAGAUACAUUCUUUUGCUUCUCUGAGUUAUUGAGUGGAUUUCGAGAUAACUUGUGUCAGCAACUGGACAACAGUGUCGUGGGAAUCCGUUCAACACUUACAAGGUUGUCACAGCUCCUAAAGGAGCAUGACGAGGAACUGUGGCGGCACCUGGAGGUCACAACCAAGGUCAAUCCCCAGUUCUAUGCGUUCAGGUGGAUUACACUCUUGUUGACACAGGAAUUUAAUUUUGCGGAUAGCAUUCGCAUUUGGGACACACUUCUAAGUGAUCCAGAGGGUCCUCAGGAGACCUUGCUUCGCGUGUGCUGUGCUAUGUUAAUUCUUGUUCGAAGACGUCUGCUAGCUGGAGAUUUCACUUCAAAUCUUAAGCUACUUCAACACUACCCCUCAACAAACAUCAGCCAUCUGAUGUAUGUGGCCAAUAAAUUGCGCGCAAAACUGUCGUGUUAACUCCCAGGUCAAGUUUGAUUGAUUCUUCUUCCUCUCCUGCAUUUGUGUUCUCCCUCCAUUUUGUAUUUCAGUAAAAAGCUUGUAUGUAAAUUGUAAACAGCUUCCAUAGGAUAUAGUAAUGCUCAUAGUGUCUUUCAUUUCUCAUUAAUCUUCUCUCUUUUCUAGUGAAAAAAGUUUUUCGGUUUUUCCUCCUGUCUUGUUUACAGGAGAAAAGGCUCAGGUUAAGAAACUACGGCUACUUUGUAUUACAAGAUAGUGUAACACGAUUCUUUGGUUCUCCAGUGGGAAAUUGUGCUGUCAGUUUCUUUUUAAA
Punica granatum (pomegranate) is the source of this 1789-nucleotide messenger RNA. Lineage: Eukaryota; Viridiplantae; Streptophyta; Magnoliopsida; Myrtales; Lythraceae. The record is from RefSeq and is a predicted model, not a curated record.